AUAAAUUUACCAAAUCUUUAACUCAUAGAGAUUUAUUUCCUGUUCAUAAGUAAAUCAUACCUGUGUAAAAAUCAAAAUAGAAAAAUGGAUUUUACAAAAACAUCCAGUGUUGAGGAAACCGAAAACACUGACAAAAGUGGUCAUGCACAAAACCUGCACGAAAAUGUGUCCAAAUUCUAUGAUACCAUAGGAACUAUUUCGAGAAACAUUCGCAAGGACGACUGGGCAUACUUGCAACGCCAUCCAGAGAUACGAGCCAUUAUUCGAGUCAUUACAACCGAGGCUAUCAAGGAAAAGCCAUCGAAUAUUUAUAAUUUUACGGCCAAUUUAUUUACUCCCGAUCGAGAUGAGGAGAUGGUGGAAAAGAUCAACAAGCAACUUAAGUGGCUCAAUGAGCAGUUGAGAGGGGGUUCUUGGAAUCCGGCAGAUGGAGAUAGUCCGUUUUCGGAAACUAGCGACACGUCUUCGGAAAAUCACUGCCCUACCGAUUUAAAUACUACUGAGAAAAUGGAUAUGACCGAAGGACUGCUGUGUCCUGAAAAUUAUAAGCCUAACUGCAAGAAAUGCUAAGAAACAUUAUUUCACAAGUGUUUGUAACAUUUUGAUGUACUUCGCUUUUUUGAAAUAGUACAUAAUGUCAAUAUCCUAAAAAUUAUACGUAAGCCAAAAAAAGGUU
Messenger RNA from Drosophila biarmipes, 676 nucleotides. RefSeq lists its product as uncharacterized. Bases 85 to 570 code for a protein of 161 amino acids. Lineage: Eukaryota; Metazoa; Arthropoda; Insecta; Diptera; Drosophilidae. The transcript is spliced from 2 exons. The record is from RefSeq and is a predicted model, not a curated record.